Elaeis guineensis (African oil palm) is the source of this 896-nucleotide messenger RNA. Its product is annotated as V-type proton ATPase subunit F. Lineage: Eukaryota; Viridiplantae; Streptophyta; Magnoliopsida; Arecales; Arecaceae. Gene Ontology annotation, biological process: proton transmembrane transport. The record is from RefSeq and is a predicted model, not a curated record. Gene Ontology annotation, molecular function: proton-transporting ATPase activity, rotational mechanism. Gene Ontology annotation, cellular component: proton-transporting V-type ATPase, V1 domain; membrane.
GCGCGCACCAAAUGCACUCCGCGCCGCAUCGCUUGCUGGUUUGCCACCAUCUCCUCCUCAUCUGCCGCCGCCCGAUCGGUCGACUUUGAUCCCAUCACGAGGUUCUCGUUCGUCUCUAAAACUCUCCUUCUUCCGAGGCAUUCCGUAGAUUCAGAAAACCGAUUGAUCUUUGGCUCCGGGAUUCCAAGAUCUGGAUUAGGGUUGCAAGAUACGUGUUACUUGACCGAUUACGAUGGCCGGUAGAGCUCAGAUUCGAACUAAUAACUCCGCCCUUAUUGCUAUGAUUGCUGAUGAGGACACUAUAACUGGGUUUUUGCUUGCUGGAGUUGGCAAUGUUGAUUUGAGAAGAAAGACAAACUACCUUGUUGUGGACUCAAAAACGACUGUGAAAGCAAUCGAGGAUGCUUUUAGAGAGUUCACCACCAAGGAAGACAUUGCCAUAGUGCUGAUCAGCCAAUAUGUUGCAAAUACGAUAAGAUUUCUUGUGGAUGGCUACAACAAGCCUGUUCCUGCAAUUUUAGAGAUUCCUUCAAAAGAUCACCCAUAUGACCCAACACAUGAUUCUGUUCUUUCUCGUGUGCGGUACUUGUUCUCAUCUGAAUCAGUUGCAUCGGGAAGGCGCUGAAAUGUCUGUGUUGCAUGUCUUUGCUUUACUAUUUGCAAUUGGAUUUUUUUUGUUUAACAAUCGUAACAAGUUUCCUUUCUUGUAUGAAGAAAUAGUGUAUGUCCCACCAUGGAAAUCUUCUCGUAGAUAUCCUUAAAAGGAUAUUGGAAUGAGCAGGUUUCAUUUUGGUGCUUGGUAUCUCAAGUGGUAUGUUAUUCCAUCUCCAAAGAUUGCAUUAGUCUUUCAUCAAUUGCACUGAGUCUAUAAACUUAAAUGUCGGCCUUCUUCUUUA